Chinchilla lanigera (long-tailed chinchilla) is the source of this 2549-nucleotide messenger RNA. RefSeq names its product protein kinase (cAMP-dependent, catalytic) inhibitor beta (gene Pkib). The transcript has 3 exons. Lineage: Eukaryota; Metazoa; Chordata; Mammalia; Rodentia; Chinchillidae. Gene Ontology annotation, molecular function: cAMP-dependent protein kinase inhibitor activity. The record is from RefSeq and is a predicted model, not a curated record. Gene Ontology annotation, biological process: negative regulation of cAMP-dependent protein kinase activity. Bases 1657 to 1893 code for a protein of 78 amino acids. Gene Ontology annotation, cellular component: cytoplasm; nucleus.
CUCAGGACCUCCUGUUUGCCAGGCAGGCACCGAGCGACAUUACCUGACCACUUGGCUCAAGAACCUUUGGAACUAGCUUGCAGGAAAGGGAAGAGUUAAGGAAAGGUUCAGAGAUGCCAGCUGAAAAAGUAGAGCUGGAACGCCUGGGACUAUACUGAUUCUGCUCAGAGCUCAGAAGACCUACUUCUAACCUUUACUAUCUACAAAGAACUACACUGUGCCCAUUUAAUAAUGAGACAAAUACUGACGUUAUAAAGUUACAUAACAUCCUACCAAAAACCGAGGAAAACCUGACAGUCAUUUCUUCAUUUCUAAUAUUUUUUAUUGCACUAAAUUUGCCUCCUUUAUACAGAUCCAAUUAAGGGUAUCUUAAUAUCUUAUUGAGAUAAAAAUGGGCUUCCAGGGGCCAGGGAUAGCUCAGUGGCACAGCACUUGCCUGGCAAGAGCAAGAUCCCGAGUUCGAGUCCCAGCACCAAAAAAAUGGGCCUCCAUGCUCAACUCCAAGAAACACAACACGAGAACAGCCAGGCUGGGGAACAAUUCUCACACACAAUUUGAUUAAAAGUUUCACACCAUACAAAACGUUUCUGAAAAGAGGUGGGUUACGUAAAACAAUCAGCAUAUUGAUUAAUGGAUAUGUAAUAAAUGCGGGAAGUCAGACAAGCAACUAUUCGGAACGAGGCAUUUGGAAAUCACAGGUUCGAGAGAAGGAGAUUUGAAUCCAAAUACCUCGCCAUAAACUACGGAUGUCUUCAUACGAACUGUAUUGCCACUGUUCUUUUCUGGAGCAUGGGGCUAUCCUGUAAACUGAGGCUAACUGUGGCACCCAUGUUGCAGAUAAACCACAGGGAGACUCUGCACCAAGGUGCUGAGAAGCAGACUCUAACUGUAAGGCCGGCGGGCCGAAGGAAAACAGUUUCAAAUCAUCCGUGGAGUCAGGGUUGGGAGCCGCUUAGGCUGGAAAAUAAUGACACAUGCAUGACGAAGCCAGCCUGAGAACACCGGAGCUCCUCGGAGGAAACAGGCCUUUGUAACCUGUUAACUGCUUGCUGCGCAGCGAGACAAAGUUAACGAACCUCUCCCGGGUGUAAGUAAUCGCUCUACCGUUUUGGGGCCGUCCUCCUGCUCAUCAGGCAAGAGGUAACGCCACCCGACCCCGCCUAUCUUUUAUUUUCUAAAUCCUCUCGCCGUUCCCCCCCGGGGACCAGGGAGAGACCACCGCGUCCCACAAGUCAGGUUUGAGUUCAGUUUACAUACGGCUUGCAAGUGAGAGGUACAAGGCCGGUAACAGGUUAUUGCAUGACUGCUUACAGGAAACGCCAGAAUUAUGUCAUACGCGGCCAGGCAGAGUUACGCAGACACAUCCUGGGAACGACGGGACGGUGUUCGUCCAGAGUUAAACGUGUCCUGGAGACGGGGCCGCCUUCCCCCAAACAGGACGGCCUUGAAGCCAGCUGGAGUCAAGGCGCGUUUUCUCAGUUACGGGAACCGGUCAGCUUGACCCGUCACGGUGAUGGGUAACGGCCGGGACCAGGCAGGCACGGUUUCCGGCUGAAUUCAGUAAGCUCCGAGACGGGCCGCUCUCAGGCCUGGGAGUGACUCCGAGGCUCUGCGGUAACACGCCCGCACACCGGAGUACCGCGCCGCGAUGCUGCUAUGAAAGCUCGCUCGUCCACGAUGACUGACGUGGAGGCCGUGGGCAGCAGUUUCACCUCCUCGUCGAGGACAGGCCGCCGCAACGCCCUGCCGGACAUCCGGAGCUCCGCUGCCCCCGGCGGGGCCUUGGAGCUGCCCCUGCAGCUGCAGAGCCUGUCGGUGAAGGAAGAUGCACAACAGAAGAAUGAAGAAACAGCACAAGACCAGCUGGAAAACCCCAAGGAAGAGGAAAAGUGAAGGCUCCUCACUUACCAACAGUGUGCACUGAUGCACAGGGAAGGACUCAGUGGCUGUGUUUCCUACGAUGUGUGGCACGGUGGUAACCGUGGUAACUUGGACGUGUCACACGAUUUCCUUGUGAUGCUCUUCCCUUGGACUGCAUCCAAGAUGUCUGAUGUAGGCUAUGAAGAGGCAAGUUACGUCCAAAGUGCACCCAAGAAAAAAGUUAAGAAUGUAGGUUAACUUAAAUACAUAGUAUUGUCUGUAAGCCCCCCAAAACCUGCUCUUCUCUUUUGAAUUUAUUUAGCCAGCUGUGUAUUUAAUUCUUUUUUUAAAUGGUGAUGGGAAAAGCUUUUCUUGGUGAGUAUAAUUCAUUUAAAACUCUGUAGAAUUUGUAGGCAAUAUAUUUUUGAUGAAAAGGAAUAAUAGAACACUCAAAAUUACGUGGAUACAGUGUAUUUAUUUUUAAUCAAUAUUGAUAUGGAUUUUUUUUUUCAAACUUUAAAAAAAUUUGAAAAUACUGUAAAAGUUUACAUCUCUAGGAUGUCUUUGGUAUAUUUUGCUUCUAAUCUGUGUAUACUGUGAUUUUUCAUGUAGACCCUUGGAAUGUAACAUUUGUGACAAACUCUUUAUAUAGAACAUGCCUAUUAAAUGAAUUUCACUAUCUUCCUUAA